Messenger RNA from Lutzomyia longipalpis, 1699 nucleotides. Its product is annotated as deoxyribonuclease TATDN1. The coding region runs from base 741 to 1676 and encodes 311 amino acids. Gene Ontology annotation, cellular component: cytosol. The record is from RefSeq and is a predicted model, not a curated record. Gene Ontology annotation, molecular function: 3'-5'-DNA exonuclease activity. The transcript is spliced from 5 exons. NCBI's taxonomy places the organism in Eukaryota, Metazoa, Arthropoda, Insecta, Diptera, Psychodidae.
CCUCUAGGCCGCCAAGCGGGGUCGUUGAACGACCCCAGCCCUAUAUUUCGUGCUAUAACUUAAUAAAUAUAAAAGAUACCAUUCCCAUCUUUUGGAAAUAAGUUCUUUGGUUAUCUGAGAAGGUUGUGUAAAAAUUUCAGCUCAAUCCGUCCACCACAAGAAAAGUUAUUAAGGAAAAUGUAGAAGAAGGGAAUUCAAAAAUUGGUGUAACGGCCAUGCUGCGAAAAAUUUCUUAGAAUGAAGUUAGUCACAUCAUAAAUCAUAUGGUUGAAGGGGGUUGAAGGGUUGUGUUUACUUUCUCACUUUACCAUCUCAGUGUCAGAAUUAUCGCGAAUAAGUGACAUAAACAACAUAAAACAUAAUUAGAAGCAUAUAAAUGUGCAAAACAAUAAAGAAUAUUCGAGAAAUAUUGCCAUUUAUCACGGUGCGGGAAGUGAGGGGAAUGUGGGGAAGUAGUGAAAAAAAAUAGCAGUUGCGGUCAACUUCGUGGCAAAUUUCUCACGAAGAAAGUGUGAAAAAUGAGUGAAAAAUGUUUUUCCCUAAUAUCUUCUUCUGCGUGUUUCCGGGUGGCGAAUUUGUGAUGCAAGGGGCAAGAGGACUAUAUAAGGAGUCUAAAGGUAGUGACCCGACAGUUCCCGGUUUUAUAGUUUAUGAGAAAAUCGACUUCCUUCUUGGGGUCGUUCAACGACCCCACCUUGGCGCUCUAAGGAAUCUCCAAGGUCUUGGCGGCCAGCAGGUUAAUGAGAAUAAUUCUGAGUAAGUUAGGGAGAUUUGCAAUGAAGUUUAUAGAUAUUGGUGCCAAUCUUACGGAUCCCAUGUUCCAGGGAAUAUACGGAGGAUCUAAGAAGCAUGAAGCUGAUUUGGAUAUUGUCCUCAAGAGAUGCUGGGACAUUGGGAUGCAAAAGAUCAUUGUCACGUGCGGAAGUGUGAAUGAUAUUGCCGAAGCUGCAAAAGUUAUUGAGAGAGAUGAUCGCUUGGUAAUGACUGUUGGUUGUCAUCCGACGAGAUGCUCAGAGUUCCUUGCUGAUCCAGAUGAAUACUUAAAAAAUCUCACCACGUCAAUUGAAAAGUUCAAACAGAAAGUCGUGGCUGUUGGAGAAAUUGGUCUUGACUAUGAUCGUCUUCAUUUCUGUGAGAAAGACAUUCAGAAGAAAUAUUUUGAUAUACAGCUACAGCUAGCAGAAGAAUUCAAACUACCACUCUUCUUGCAUUGCCGAAACUCCCAUGAGGACUUUAUUGAGAUCAUCGAAAAGAAUCGGGACAAGAUCAAGUGUGGAGGUGUUGUGCAUUCCUUCGAUGGGAAUAUCGAUGAGGCGGAGAAACUAAUAGAUUUGGGAUUCUUUAUUGGUCUCAAUGGAUGUUCCCUGAAAACUGAGGACAAUCUGCAGGUUGUGAGUUUGCUUCCAGCUGAGAAAAUUAUGAUUGAAACUGAUGCUCCUUGGUGUGGGAUCCGUCCAAGUCAUGCUAGUGCCAAGUUUGUUAAGACUAAAUUCCCCACAGUGAAGAGGAAGGAAAAGUGGACUGCCGAUCAACUUAUUGAUGGAAGAUGUGAACCAAUACAAAUCUAUCAAGUGCUUGAAGUCAUUGCUGGUGUAAAAGGGGAGGAUGAGGAAAAGUUGGCUGAUUUGUUCUACAAGAACACUAUGAGUGUCUUUUUCCCGAAUGAACUUGAAUAAAAGAAUUUUCUUCUUUGCCAAAA